Messenger RNA from Clonostachys rhizophaga, 591 nucleotides. The record is from the annotation of a GenBank genome assembly. NCBI's taxonomy places the organism in Eukaryota, Fungi, Ascomycota, Sordariomycetes, Hypocreales, Bionectriaceae.
AUGGUCCGUCUCGCCCAGACCCUCUUCUCCCUGCUCAGCCUGUCCGCUCUCGCAGCAGCCGGCCCCAUCCACUACCCGCGCGCGGACAACUCGACCAAGAUCAGGACCUCGGAGAUGCACUACAUCUACCCCAACGCGCCAACGCUGAGCAAGCCCACCACCUCGGCCCUGUACGUCGAGGCCUACAGCAACAAGUCCCAAGUCGAGCAGGUGGCCAUCUUCCGCGGCAUCCCCGCCAACGCCAAGUCCUGCACCGUCGGCUGGUCCCAGGCCGACAAGAACGAUCGCGUCUUCAUCGUCAAGGGCGACUCUGGCCACACCACCAUGCGCCCUCUGAUCGGAUUCCCCUCCGGCGAGGUCAGCUACGAGUCCGUCGCGCCCUUUGACCGGGACAACGAGGACCAGCAGUUCGGGCCCGACUUCACCUUCUGGGACGACGCCUCGUACGCGGCCACCGAGCACGUGGGCGGCGGCGUCAAGUGUUCCAGUGAGGUCUACAUCAAGGUCCUCCUGCGGGAUCCCACGGUCCAGGCGUCUGUCUUCCUCGAGCAGGACAGCAAGAAUGGGCUCUGGCUGUCGUAUACCACCUAG